Micropterus salmoides (largemouth bass) is the source of this 8037-nucleotide messenger RNA. It is a transcript of the gene nacad, whose product is annotated as NAC alpha domain containing. The record is from RefSeq and is a predicted model, not a curated record. Gene Ontology annotation, biological process: protein targeting to membrane. NCBI's taxonomy places the organism in Eukaryota, Metazoa, Chordata, Actinopteri, Centrarchiformes, Centrarchidae. Gene Ontology annotation, cellular component: nascent polypeptide-associated complex; cytoplasm. The transcript has 10 exons. The coding region runs from base 332 to 6985 and encodes 2217 amino acids.
UUCAGAUGAACUGGAUCAUGGGGCUCUAACACACGCCCACAACAGCAGCAUCACUGUGCUGCACCACAGAGAGAGAGAGACCAGCCUCUUCUUCCAUCUCUCACUCUUUCUCUCCCUGUCUGUCUCAUUCUGUCUCAUAUUCAAAUGCACACAAGUAGACAGACACGUGCAGCAGGGAAGAUCUGAGUGUUGGGUCGCUGAGCAUUCGGGGGGGGGGCCCUCCCCUUCUUCUUCUUUCUCUCACUCUCUCACUCCCUCUCCCUGUUCACCUUGUCUGUUCCGGCUGUAUGGUUUAUUGUUGCGUCAGAGCCAAAGAGAGCCAGCGAGAAGCAUGCCGGGGGAGAACGCUCACAGAUCUGUGCCCACCGACAAACAUCCAGAGCAGGCAGCUGAGGAAACAGGGCUUCCUGGACCAGACAUGACCAGACACCCGUCUACUGACUCCACCCCUAGUGACAGCGGCUCCUCCCCUAGUGACAGUGGUUCUAGCCCUUCUCCUAGUACUCCUCAGAAGCUUCUCCCAGCAUACACCUCUCCAUUUGGACCACGAAUAUUUCAUGCAACCCCUAGCUCCUCUGGUACCCCAAGACCUCAACCUGAAGGCUCUGACCAUCGCAACAACACACCAAGAUUGUCUGGAAAGUUAGGUGGUCAUGGCCCAUGUGGUCGCCAUGUCCCUGUUAAAAUGGAGAGAAUCAAGGUCCUGACUGGUUCUGAGGUGGAGAGUGACUAUCAAGAGCCACAGACCAUUGACACAAGAGUGGUAAUGGGUCAAGAGACACUGAUCAAAACAACAGAGAUCCAGAAAGGGAAAUCCCUGGUUGAGCCAAGUGGUCAGGCUAUCCCUUUGCCAGCUAUCCCAAGCUUUUCAGGUCUUCAGUCACAAGGAAAAGAGAUACAGCUGGAAACCAGCAAAGAGGAAAGCCAAGCCCAAAGCCCUCAAAAACAGCAGGCUCAGCAAAAAGACCCUGUGCAGCCCCAUACCAUACUCCCUUCCCCUUUUCACAACCCUGUUUUGCCAUCCUCCUCCCCAGAGCCAAUCACAACAGAUGACCGUUUGAUGGACAACCAGGAAGCGGGUCAGAUCCUUUCUCAAGACGAAGUGCCUUCCCUCCCUUUAUCUGAGCUGGCCUGUCCAGUUGCUUUGUCCUUCUCUGAGCCAGCCUAUACUGUUGACCCACUUCGAGUGGGUGUGCCCUCAUCUCUUGACCCUGACCUGUACUAUACUGCCCCUUCCACCCCAAUCAAGAUGGCUUCUCGUUCUUCGCACCUUAAACAUCAUUCAUAUCCUGGCUCUCCAGCGUGCCCACUCUCCCCUGGCUCUCCCUCAGACAGCGAGGAACUCUGUUCCCCUCUCACUUCUCCCUCUGGCUCUUAUAUCACAGCAGAGGGAGGGAGCUGGGCCUCCUCUUACACAUCUUCCACCUCCCCCUCCACUUCUCCCAACCUGCUCCUCACAGAAGAAGCACAGGAGGCCCCUGCUUGCUUUGUGAGCUCCUUAUCAGAGAUUGGAGAUGAAGUUGCAGAGGAAAAGGGACGAGUAGGUCUAGAAAUAGCCCAGAGCAGUUCAGGGGACUUCUGCCUGUACCGUCCUGAGGAAUUUAUCAUGAAUUCACAGAUAGGUAUUACAGGGACAGUGAUACUCGAGGAGGAAGAGGCUCCAAAAGGGGAUGAAAUCAAGAUUUCCAGAGAAAGUUGUCGUCCUUGCUGGGUGACUGAGGAUACAUCCCCUCUAAGGAGCAGCAGCAGCCGUAGCAGUGACUCCCAGGAGGAUGGAGGAGAGUCUGAAAGCUCACUCUGCCCACUGGAAGAGGCCAGUGCUGGGAAAGCAGAAUACUCUAGACCCAUACAGACAGGCCUGAAACUGCAACUGGAGGCAUGUAUAUCAGAGGAACAUUAUGGACAGAUGGAUGACCACUCAGAAUUACCCUCCACUGCCUUGACUCCUGACUCAGAGAACAUGACCAUGGCCUCAUCUAGCCUUAGCCCUGACUCACCUGUCAUUCCCCUGGAUGCCUUCUGUCCUGGAGCCUUUGGUAGGCUCAGCCCCAGUUCUUUCUUGUUCUCCCAGGCAGCCUGUGCUGAUGAUAUACCAGAGGAGGAAAGGAUGAUCCCUGCCUCCCUCAUCUCCUUUCCCCUCCACACAAGCCUUAUCUUUAAGGCGGAUUCAAUGGAAAUUACCCUCUUCCCCACAGAGGAAGAGAAUGAAAUAGGAGAAGUUAAUGACAGAAAUGAAGGAAAGGAUGUUAAUGCAUAUGCAGCAGGAGAGGAGGAGGCGGAUGUUGAAGAUGACGAUGAUGAUGAAGAGGAUGAUGAUUUUGAUUAUGAUGAUGAUGAUGAUGUUGAUUUCAAUGCUAGUGGAGUUGCUGACAGGAAUAAUGAUGAUGAAAACAAUGAAGACAGUGACAAUGAGGACCAUGAUGAGGCAGGUGGGGAAGCUAAGGUAGAGGUGAAAGUGGUAGAAGGAGAGGAAAAGGAGGAAGAAGAAGAGCAGGAAAAGGAGGAAGAGAAGCGUGAUAGCAAAGCAGUGGAGGAUCCUACAGGUGAGGACAGCUCAGCAUCCUUCCUUCAUUCACUUUCAGAGACAUCAAUCAAUGAGGGGUUGGACGAAGCCUUCUGUUUCCAAGAUGAUACAGAUGACUCAUUAGAUUCUGCCUCCUAUAAUGGAGAAGAAGACGAACGUCUAUAUAGCACUGAGAGGCAUGCACAAACAUUAGAACCCACACCAGUGGAUGCACUUGAUCCAACUGAAAUCCAACCAGAACCUGAACAGGGGUCUACCAUUGGAACAGAUCAAACUGAACCUUUGCACACACAACUGAGCAAUGACAAACUAGCGGAUCACCCAAAAGCCACCUGUCUUUCUGAAGCCAUUUCUGUACACCCCAAAGACAACAAUAUAGAACCCAAACAUUUGGAUGAACCUAAACCCCCUGAACCUCAGUCAGACCCUGAACAGGAAUCUACCUUUGAAACAGGUCAGACAAAACCUUUGCACACGCAAGUGAGCACAGACCAACUAGUGGAUUGCCAUUCAGAAGCAAUUUGUUGUCAGCUGGAGUCCUCCAGCAACCUGGAUGAGAGUGGGAGUGAGAGUGAGAUGAUGGAUAUCUCUGGUUCUUCCAACCCCCUUGAGCAGCUUAAAGACAGCCCUCAUUUUAACCCUUCCACCACUCCUAUUGUCAUUCAGGCUCCACCUGACCCUGCUGCUGAGUUCCACAUCUAUCCUCCUUCUGCCACUCCCACACAGGAGAUGACAGACUUUAACAGUUCGGUUCUUCCAGAAGAAUUGACGGAGGAAAAUCCCCAGAUGAAAGAUGUUGAUUUGAAACAGAGCAAUGAUUAUUCAGGGGACGAACCCACAGAGAAACCAGAAAGAGACUCUUUCAAAUUGCUCAUCAAGCCUCGUCAUUAUCAGCCAGAAAGCCACAGGACUGUAGGAGCAAGUAGACUUGUAUUAUCAAAGUCUUUCUCCAAUAAAUCUGAGGUGCCUGGAGGAGCAGAGGCGAUGUGUAGUGACACUGAGCUUGACCAGAAGAAUGGGAAUCCCUCAGCUGAGUCUAUGAGUGUGGAGUGUAAAAACACUGAUUCUGGACCCUCUCUGAAUAUGGCCACUGCCACCAAUGACUUGAAUAAAGGUGUUCUUCUUCUCUCCUGCCCUAAAGACCCUAGUCCCAACCCCAGCAAUAUCCCUGUUUCUGCCUCUCCAGAAGUCAUCUCAGAACUUGCUGACAAUCUGGCCCUGACCCCUGAACACUGCCCCAAUGAUUCUGCCCAGGAGAACCUGAGGGAAAACACCCUCACUGCUGAUGAGGGGGUGCUGGGAGCUGUUGGAUCUCCACACUCUCCCCUUGCUAUCUCACCCAAAAGGGAAAACUCAGAAACAGACACGAGCAGGGAGAUGGCUCCUGGAGCUGGAGCAUGGUGUGAUGACAGGAUUGGGCUAGGUUUUGGUCUAGGAUUAUCAUCAGGCGCUGAGUUUGGUGUCUGGGGAGCAGGGGAGUCUCUCUCCCUGUCUCUGGGGAAGAGGUACGAGUUAGAGGCGGAGAGUCUGCUUAUGUGUGACACAGAUGGCCAGAGUACACAGAUGGCUGUGGUUCCCAACAUGGGCAGUGAAGUGUGCAAAAAUUAUGACAAUGUUCUGGGUUCUGUUCUGGAUGAGGAAGAUAACAACAGUCUAUGUGGUAAGAGGGACCAGAUGGCGGAUGAAGAAUUGGUAGGAGAAGGAGCUUCUGAGUCCAACUUGGCCCAUUGGAAGUCCAUUGAAGAGAUCUCAGAAGCAGGGGGAGGGGAGGAUGGAAGCUCCAGAUUCCCAGAAGAUGAUGUCAGUAAUCUAAAUCCAGAUAAUGAUGGAGAUAACACAGACAUGCAAAUACAAGACACCUGGAAGAAUUCUAGCAAAAACAAUGCCUUUGACUCCUUGGAAGUAGCUAUGUGUGGAAGUCUGAAUGCGCUAUCAGAGGAAGUGAGACCCCAGAGUGUGAGUGUCAAUGUCAGAGAGUCUGUGUCCAAUAUUCCACUUGAGGAGAUGCCACCUCAGGUUUCUGACACAAUUUCUAAUGAAGACGGAGAAACAACACACAGUUCCAUAAACCAGACAUCAGACACAAGACAGGUAGCGUCCUCAAAAGAAGGUAUCAGAAGUAUGUCAGUACCAUUAGUUGAAACUCACGGGAACAAAGCUGUAACAAACCAACAUCUCAGUUCAACCGAUAAAACCAAGUCAAGAUGUCAUACUAGUCCAGAGUGUCACACAAGCACUCCGGAGAGUAAUAAAGCAUUUUCUUUGCUACAUGGAUCAUUUGGCUCCUUUACUCCUAAAUGUAAAUCUAAUGAAUCAAGACCAAGUAGAGCUUGUAAAGACAAGAUGGAAAAUUCUGGUUCUCUGUCAGAACCAGAGGUGGUGGAGCCUCACACUGAAGGCCAAAGAAAAGUUGAUGUCAGUCCUGUGACUGAAAGACUUGUUAAUGAACCAAAGACUGAAGAUGCCUUUAGAGGACAGCAGUGUGUUGUUUGUAACUCAGGGGAAGAAGAUGAGGAAGAAAAAUCAGAAGACAAAGCUAAAAGAGGCGAAGAGAAAGAUAAGAAGAACAAAAAAGGAAUAACAACCUCUCCUGCACCGAAUGGUCCAGAGCACUUUGUGUGUCACACCCCUAAAGGGGAACUUUGCACAGAUAAACCACUUGCUGCUAAGAAUGGGAGGAGAGGGAAGCAGAACAAACACAGGGCAUCUCAGAAAGGCAGUCAUGCUGAUUCGAGCCCUGAAUCAGUUGAUGAUCCAAAGAAACCUUCUGUUCCAUUAAAUGCUGCUGCAGAUGGAUGGUCAAAGGGGGUCGCAGACAAUUCUAAAACUAAAAAAGGCAGAAAAGCAAAAAACAAAGCUCCAUUGCCGUACUGUCAAAAGAGGACAUCUGAGACAGACAAUGCAGAAUCUGGUUCACAGAUACAGGGGGAUGACAGUCGCAGUUCUAGCCAUGGAUACUGCAACUCUGCCACACAUAAACCAGACAACCUCAAUGUGGCGGCAAUGAACCAAGAAUUACAUCAGAAACAGGAAGUGCUUGAUAACAGACCACUAUCUGAUAAUCAGGGGGGAAGCACAGUGGACAUUAAUGACAACAACAUAGAUACUGGCCACAGCCCACCUUCCCAGGAUACCAUAUCAUAUUAUCUGGCUCCACUUUCUUCCUCAACAUCUCCCGUUUCCUCCUCCUCCCCUCUACCUUGUGCCUCCACAGAUCCAGAGGAUAAUCUUCCCACACCUGUGCAGGAAUCCCAACCUAUUGUCUCAGCCAAGUCUUCACACACCAUGUGCCCCAUCUCCCCUUCAAUUUGCUCUAUAUCUCCCACAACACAACAAGAUUCCCAAUUUCUUUCUAACAACAACCUCCAAGAGGUCACUGAUGUCCUUUCUACAUCAACUACAUCUGCCACAAGUGUCUCUUCACCCUCAUUCUCCACUGCCAUGCUGUUAAGCCUGUCCCAGCCCACCCAAGAGUCGUCUUCACCUGGGUCUGGGACUCUGGAUUCAGCAUGUGUUCCAGACCCUACUUCCGGUGCCCAGUCCUAUUCACAGUCUCAGCCUAAUCUCAACAUCCAGCCUCACAAACAAAUCGAGGAAGGUCGCACAUGGAGCACACAAGACAGGUGCAGAGGUCCCAGUUUUGCUGAGGAAGAGACAGACAGUGAGGAUGAUGGUCAACUGCCUCAGCGUGGUCACAGAUCCCAGCCCAGAGGAGUUGCAGGAAACAGAAAUGGAUAUAUGCAGAAAGAGUCUGGUCCAUCCAGUCAACGGGAAAUACAGCCUUUCUCUGCCCACCAAAUAGCCGACAGACACUCAGGCUGUCCAAUCAACCACAGCCACAAGAUUUCUGAAGACAUCGACCUAUCCUUCAAAAACAAUUGUUCCAUUUUGGCUUCCUGUAAUGAGUCUGAGAGUGAGGGGUCAGUGCCUGAGCUAGAGGAGCCAGAGCCAUUGAGACCAUCAGAGCCCCAGUCUAUCUCCUCUGCAGAUGAAGGGCUAAACAGACCAAAACAGAGCCGCAGUGAGAAGAAGGCCCGCAAGGCUAUGUCUAAACUGGGUCUGAAGCCGGUCCACGGUGUGACCAGAAUCACCAUUCGGAAGUCCAAAAGUAUCUUGUUUGUUAUCAGCAGACCAGAUGUGUUCAAAAGCCCCGCAUCAGAUAUUUACAUUGUAUUUGGCGAAGCAAAGAUUGAGGAUCUGUCUCAGCAGGCUCACAAAGCAGCCGCAGAGAAAUUCAAGGUGCCUGUGACCUCAUCUCCCUUGGCCCCACCUGUCCCACCUAGCCUCACCAUCAAGGAGGAGAGUGAUGAGGAGGAAGAAGAGGUGGAUGAGGGAGGUCUUGAGCAGAGGGACAUUGAGCUGGUGAUGGCUCAGGCCAAUGUGUCAAGAGCCAAGGCUGUCCGUGCACUGAAACACAACAAGAAUGACAUUGUGAACGCUAUCAUGGAGCUGACCAUGUGAGUGGUGAUGAUUUGACUCCUGUACCCCUCCUCCAGCCUAUAAAGCCUAAACGCCACUGAUUCUUCUGUAUCGCUGCUACUGUAUGUUGCAUCCCCAAAAUCUGCUAAAUAAAGUUUGUUCCAAUGUGGGCUGUGACUGCACUGUAAGACUGAUUUUCCUGAAGAUAUUGCAGCUAGUUUGGUGUAACUUGUUUUAACAUUAGGAGCAGCACAGUCCUUAAUAUUCUGCAAAUUCACAAGGCCUGUUUUUUCCUUACCCCAUUUUCAGAAUUAGCACAUUGAGUUUAUGUGUAAUGAAAAGUGCUAAAUUAAGUAAAAUUGCCAUUGCCAUAUCUACAAAACAACCCCCAUGCUUUUUUUAUUUUUAUUUUUGCCAAUCUUUAACGUCAAAAAAUGUUUAAAUAGUAUCAUAUGUAAAUGUAAAAUCUAUAAAUUAUUUCAAAUGUUUUGAUUUGAUAGUAUGUGAUCUAAAAUAUAAACUUUCAACACAAAAUUGUAACCUGCUGUCACUCAAACUGAGUGACAACAAUAUAGUCUAAGUUAAUUGUUUUUGAUGCUGAUGUUGUUUUAUUAUUUUAAAGUAUAAGCAACUGAAAAACAAAAAAAGGCUUAUUUUUCAUCGGUAUAUCAAAGUCUUCAUGAGAACAAAUUUGGUUAUUUAUAUUGUCCAAAAAUGACUUAAUGGGUUCAAGAGAAAGGCACACUGAAUCAUCACAUGCUAUUCAUGUGUGGCAGAUGCCAAGGACUGGGUGAAAUAGGCAAGGCGAAAUCAUAAUUUCUGGUAAUGGCUUUUUAAAAGAAACAUUGCAAGUAUUCUGCAUUGUAAGAUUAUCAUUACAUAUAAUUGUUUUCAUGCUUUGCAGAAGUGGUCUGCAGAUAUUAAAGAAAUACUUUGCACUGCUAAAUUGUUUUUUUGGUCCCAGAAGAUUUAUGCAAGUCUCACAGUUAUUCAGACCUUUAAAUGCUCAUUAAUCAGUGCUUACAAGUACAAAUGCUUGCAUUGUCUAAAAUGUUCUUAAAUGAAUCAUACUCCAUAGAGUUAGACUUUGCCAA